CGAACAGAACCGAGUGAUUCCGCAAAUAUACGAGCUGCGUCCGAGCGAGCAGCCAUAAUUGGGAUUAUUCGGGAAUAAUUCGCUCAAUCCAUCCGCUUCUUCUUCUUCUCUUGGCCUUCUUUCCCCCCCCUGUGUUUUAUUUAUUUGUUUUGUCCCCAGCGUCCAGCUUCGUCAUUUCGACAUCGCCGGCGCUGUGAAUCUAUUUGCUUUUGACGGUGUCAUGGAGGGGUUUCUUUUUUAUUCCAAUCGGACUCUUCCCAUGCAGCCGUCCACCUUCGUCGGACAGCAAAACAAAGACUGCAUUUGAAGUGUAGCAAGGAAAUCUAUCGUUAUUUCCUUUUUUUAUUUUAUCACCCCCACUGAAAGAUGGAGAAAGAGAUUUAUGGAGGCGCUCGUGUGUGUGGACUGAUUGUUCCGGUGCCAGUCGCCCAAAUCCACGUCAAAACCAUUCCGAGGGGCCGCGCGGCCGUUUUCCACCGUCUGUGGGUGGCUUUUUUAUCCUUAGCAUUGAAAAUCUGACAUCAUUUGGAUAAAUGAACGCAACAAGAUCUUUUUCCCCCUCCCCGUUCGUCCUCUGGAGAGCCACCUUCGACGUGAUGCAGCACGGACUCUGUUUACACGACUGAUGCUCGAAACCAAACGCGUGGAUUUAUAUGUCUGGUUUGGAAUUUUUUUUCCCCCUUUUUUUUCCUUUGCCAUCGCGUGAAAUGAGGGCUCAGCAUCUCCAUCAUUUUCGGCUUGUCUGAUCAGAUGCGGAGUCUUCAGUGGGGGGAAGUGGGGUGUCUCGUGUUGAUCAUAUGUUUCCCAAUUGUCCCUUUGGAUGGAUUUAUGCAUAACAGGUGUUGUGCACAACACGAGCAUGAAGCUUCAUUGUGUGCGCUUCUUUUUCUCUCCGUGCAAGCGACGGUGAGACAAAGCGACUGCCUCUUUUUUCUCUCUCCAUUUUUGGGGGUUUCUUUUGCAAAACGAGGAAAUGAAAGGUGGCGAGCUUGUGGACAAAAGAGGAGAGGUGACGUGUAGAAAAGGCCUCUCCUUGUAAAGCAGACAACGGCCGUAAGAGGAUCAGUGGAGCUUAUAGGCAGGCAGGCAGAAGGCACGCCCGAGCGCAGGCGGGAGGCCGACGGAAUGGCCAACCAGAGCUUCGCCAUGGACGGACCGGGCAGCUUGCUGGCCGGGCUGGCCUCGCAGAGCGGCUCGGCCCGAGGAGGCAGCAGCAGCAGCAGCCACGGCGGCGGCAGCGGCGGGGGAGGAGCAAUCUCGGCCUCAGACGUAUCUGCGUACUUCAAACUCGUUUUCUUAGGCUUGAUCAUCUGCAUUAGCCUGGCGGGCAACCUUUUGGUCUCUCUGCUGGUCCUCCGAGACCGGACACUUCACAAGGCGCCGUAUUUCUUCCUGCUGGAUCUGUGCCUGGCCGACGCAGUGCGCUCGGCCGCCUGCUUCCCUUUCGUCCUGGUGUCGGUCCACAACGGCUCGGCGUGGACUUACAGCGCCUUGAGCUGCAAAGUGGUGGCGUUCAUGGCCGUGCUCUUUUGUUUCCACGCUGCCUUUAUGCUCUUCUGCGUGGCCGUCACCCGCUACCUUGCCAUCGCCCACCACAGGUUCUACGCCAAGCGCAUGACGAUCUGGACCUGCGCCGCUAUCAUUUGCAUGGUGUGGACUCUGGCGGUGGCCAUGGCCUUCCCGCCCGUCUUCGACGUGGGGACGUACAAGUUCAUCCGGGACGAGGACCAGUGCAUUUUCGAACACCGCUACCUGAAGACCAACGACACCCUGGGCUUCAUGCUCAUGCUGGCCGUGGUGGUUCUGGCCACGCACGGCUUCUACGCCAAACUGCUGCUCUUCGAGUACAGGCACCGCAAGAUGAAACCGGUCCAGCUGGUGCCGGCCAUCAGCCAGAACUGGACUUUCCACGGUCCCGGCGCCACCGGCCAGGCGGCGGCGAACUGGAUCGCCGGGUUCGGCCGGGGCCCCAUGCCGCCCACUCUGCUGGGUAUCAGGCAGAACCUACACAAUCAACACCGGCGCCUGCUGGGGAUGGACGAGGUGAGGUCCGAGAGGAGGCUGGGCCGCAUGUUCUACACCAUCACCCUGCUCUUCUUGGUCCUGUGGGCUCCCUAUAUCGUGACGUGCUUCUGGAGGGUGUUCGUCAAGUCGUGCAGCAUCCCUCACAAGUACCUCUCCGUCACCGUGUGGAUGAGCUUUGCCCAGGCCGGAGUCAACCCCAUCUUCUGUCUCCUGCUCAACGAAGAUCUGAGAAAAGUGCUGCGAGCCCACCUGCCCUCCUAUUGGAGGACUAAACAACACCUGCCCCAGGAUGAGGCCUACUGCAUCAUGUGAAUUGCACCCGCCCGGAGAAUGUGCUUUGGAGCCAACCAGUGCAGGCACAGUGCCAUUUCAACAAAGAAUGUCGAUAUUUGUGCCAGAGGUUUUUGGAGGGGCGCAAGAAACCCGCUCAGCCAAACUCGAUUGCCUCGUGAUGGAUUAAUAGGUAAGCUCAGCCCGGAAAAGUGAGACCGAUGCCAUUUUUAAUAUCAUGUUGCCUUACUUCAGCGCGACACACAUCAGUGUCUGUGUCACUCAAGGCACAAAACUGAGCAUUAGGACUACCGGAUAAAAUGUUUUGAUUGGAACAUUACAGACUUGAAAGACAGCAAAAAGAAUUUGGAGAGUUUGAGUGAUGGAGCGACCACCCCGGGACUCUGAUUUGUGCUAACGGAAGGAGACUCUUUGAUAUCGAAGAAAGCGUUUUAAUAGCAGUUAUGAACCCUAACAUGCUUGAGGUUUUUUUUUGGACUUCAUUUAGGGUACGUUACAUUUCUUUGUAUCAUAAGAAAAAAAAAAAAAUGCCUGUUUUUCUUUAUUUGUAAACGAUACAUGUUAAGCAGAUGACCCUAUUUUGAAAUAUGACUUGAUUUCAUAUUGUAAAGGCUGUACAGGAACGUUAAUUCCUGCUUGUGUGUGUUUUUAUAUCUCAUUUUUGCGUAGGUGUGUGAGGAUAAGCCUGCUCUGAUGUUGCCAUGUUAAAACUCCUGCUGUGUCAUACUUGGGCCUGGAACACACGUAAAGAUUU
Syngnathus acus (greater pipefish) is the source of this 3070-nucleotide messenger RNA. It is a transcript of the gene gpr173, whose product is annotated as G protein-coupled receptor 173. Gene Ontology annotation, cellular component: plasma membrane. The transcript is spliced from 2 exons. Bases 1126 to 2337 code for a protein of 403 amino acids. Lineage: Eukaryota; Metazoa; Chordata; Actinopteri; Syngnathiformes; Syngnathidae. The record is from RefSeq and is a predicted model, not a curated record. Gene Ontology annotation, molecular function: G protein-coupled receptor activity. Gene Ontology annotation, biological process: G protein-coupled receptor signaling pathway.